AUGGCAGUCCGACAAUGUCCGAUGAAAUCCGACGUAGUCCAUAAUGGUCUGUGUAAUCUGGUGAAGUCCGAUGAAGUCUUGAAGUCAAAAAUCUUGAAGUCUUAUAGUCCGGUGUAUACCUAUUUUCCCUAUGGUCCACAAAGUCCGCCAAAAGUCCGGGAGCCAAAAGACCAGAAAGCCGGUAGUCCUGAAGCUGGAAGUUCUGAAGCCGGAACUCCUAAAGCCGAAAGUUCUGAAAGCGAAAGUCCUGAAGUCGGAAAUCUUGAAAUCAGAUGUCUUGAAGCCAGAAAUCUUGAAAUCCGAUGUAUACCUAUUUUCCCAGUGGUUCAUAAAAUUCCUGGAGCUGAAAGUUCUAAAACCGGAAGUCCUAAAGUCGAAGUCCUAAAGCUAGAAGUCCAGAAGCUGGAAGUCCUGAAGCUGGAAGUCCUAAAGCUGAAAGUCGGAACUCCUAAAGCCGGAAGUUCUGAAGGCGGAAGUCCUGAAGUCGGAAUUCUUGAAGCCAAAAGUCUUGAAAUUCGAUAUAUACCUAUUUUCCCAGUGAUCUAUGAAGUAUACGGAAAUCCUGAAACCGUAAGUCCGGAAGCCAAAAAUCCGGAAGCCGAAAGUCCUGAAGCUGGAAGUUCUGAAGCCGGAAGUUCUGAAGGCGGAAGUCCUGAAGUCAAAAGUCUUGAAAUCAAAAGUCUUGAAGCCAGAAAUCUUGAAAUCCGAUCUGGAAGUCCUGAAACCGUAAGUCCGGAAGCCGAAAGUCCGAAAGCCGGAAGUCCUGAAGCUCGAAGUUCUAAAGCCGGAACUCCUAAAGCCGGAAGUUCUGAAAUCGAAAGUCUUAAAAUCAAAAGUCUUGAAACCAGAAGUCUUGAAGUCAGAAGUCUUGAAACCAGAAAUCUUAAAGCCAGAAGUCUUGAAGUCCGGUGUAUACCUAUUUUCUCAGUGAUCCAUAAAGUGCGUAAAAUUCGAUGA
Molecule: messenger RNA, 957 nt
Organism: Solenopsis invicta (red fire ant)
Lineage: Eukaryota; Metazoa; Arthropoda; Insecta; Hymenoptera; Formicidae
Product: neurofilament medium polypeptide-like
Exons: 5
Coding region: 1-957 (318 amino acids)
Source: RefSeq, a predicted model, not a curated record